Caenorhabditis angaria is the source of this 1669-nucleotide messenger RNA. NCBI's taxonomy places the organism in Eukaryota, Metazoa, Nematoda, Chromadorea, Rhabditida, Rhabditidae. The record is from the annotation of a GenBank genome assembly.
AUGACAUUAUUAACGUAUAUUUCUAUUAUAUUUUCAUUAAUUUUUUCCGUCUCUUCUAUUGGCGUUGUUCCAGUUCCAAAUGAGUAUGCUUUAAAUGCCAAAUCAAAAUUUGAUGGUAAGUUAGCCUAACUCCUCUCCAAAAAAAAUAACAAAAUUCCAUUCUAGAUUACGCCGAACACUAUUUGCUACCAGAAGAUUUCCACAACGCCGAAACUGCGCCGGUCAAAAAACCAACAGAUGCUGAAAUCGAAUCGAUGCAAAACUCGUUGCUUUUCGAAGGAGAUAUUAUGGGUGUUCCGGAAAUCGAGAAAAUCGAUAUUUUGAAAAAAUUGAGGGAUGAUCCAAUGAUUGAUGAAGAUGAAUUGUUUCGAAAACCAUUUCAUAGUGCUUUGAAUCUGGUGACUUAUCCGGAUAAACUUUGGCCGAAUGGUGAAGUUCCUUAUAUGUUGGAGGAGGGUAUGACUAAUGAGUGAGUGUAGAUCAAAGAGGGGAUAGAUCAAGGCGCCCGUUGAGUCAGACGCGAGACGACGAGAGAAUUUUGCAAAAAUAUCUCGAAAAUGAAUUUCGCUUCGAGAUAUUUUCAAUAAAACAUGUGUUCCUUGAAACAAAAUACGGUAUUUUUUCAAAGGGACACAUAUUUUCUCAAAAAUAUCUCGAAGCGAUGUCUUUCUCUGUCUCAGAUGACGUCAUCAGACUCUCGUCGUCUGUCGUCUGACCCGAGGGGCAAUUUUUUAUUGGAGUAAAUAAAUGGUCGUGCUGUGUCACAGUGAUAAAUAGUUAAUUUUCCACACCAAAAUGUGUAGUUCUCGAGGACAAUUUAAUUUUUUUUAUUUUUUUCCAUACCAAAAAUUCAGCUGGAAAAUCAAAAUCUAGUUGAAGAAUGUGGACGGCGUAAAAAUGAAAACAACUGGGCUUCGUCAGUCGCGUGCGGCUGUGCGGCGCGGUCGGAAAAGAAAUGCAAUUCUUGAUUGUUUUCCGACCGCGCCGCACAGCCGCACGCGACUGACAAAGUCCAGUUGUUUUCAAUAAUUUUCCACAUCAAAAAAUUUGUAGUUCUCGAGGACAAGCCAAAUUUUUCCGCACCAACAAAAACAAAAAAAACGUCCAAAACUCGCAUUUUCUUCUUCAUUUUUCUAAACGGGUCUCGCAACGAACAGAGAAAUAGUGUGUGUAAACGAGAGAAACAGACAGUUCGACUUUGGACACCGCAUACCUCACAGAACAAUUAGAAAAAUUUCAAAAUCAAUAUUUUCAGUCAACGUACAGCAAUUGCACAAGCUUUCGACGAAUACAAAACGAAAACUUGCGUUCGAUUCGUGCCAAAAACCGACGACGAUUUCGACUAUAUUUAUGUGAAGAGAAAUGUAGCGUUCGGAUGUUCGUCAUAUGUCGGAAGAGCCGGCGGAAAUCAAACAGUUUCGCUAGAAGUCGACAAAUGUUUUUCAAAGGUAUGUACUUACAAUUAGAUAGGAAAAACGCUUAUUAAUUGUUAAUUAGCAAUCAAAAAUUAAAUUUUUAGGGUAUAAUUGCGCACGAAUUAAUGCACGCUCUCGGCUUCUUCCACGAACAUUCUCGAACUGAUCGCGACGAUUUUGUCGACAUUCAUGAAGACAACAUUCGGCCGGGAAUGAUGAGAAACUUCGAGAAAUAUCCGAGAAAAAAUCAUUGA